CAGUAGGUGUCAGUAAUGAUCACCUCAGUGGGCUGAUAGUACAAAAAAGAAGAAAAACGUGGUAGAUGAGGUCUGAAUAAAGUGCUUCACUGGUGCUUCAUGUCGAUUUUAUGCAGUAACACGUUAAACUCCGUCAAAGGGAUUGCUGCUGCUGCAUAAUCCACAACCAAGUCUCACAGCUUUUUACUCCUGGCAAAUGAAGGAGAAUAAGGAGAACACCACUCCUGCCAUUCACAUAACCAAUCUGGACCACAUUAAGCCAUGCUGGUACUGGGACAAGAAGGACUUGGCGCACACGCCGUCGCAGUCCGAGGGCCUGGACCCGGCCACGGAGGCCCGGUACCGCAGAGAGGGAGCCAGGUUCAUAUUUGACGUGGGAACGCGACUCGGGUUACAUUAUGACACCUUGGCUACUGGGAUCAUAUACUUCCACCGAUUCUACAUGUUUCACUCUUUUAAACAGUUUCCAAGAUAUGUGACUGGAGCCUGCUGUCUGUUUCUGGCCGGAAAGGUUGAGGAGACCCCAAAGAAGUGUAAAGACAUCAUCAAAACGGCUCGCAGUCUGCUGAACGACGUGCAGUUUGCUCAGUUUGGAGACGAUCCGAAGGAGGAAGUGAUGGUGUUGGAGAGAAUAUUACUCCAGACAAUCAAGUUUGACUUGCAGGUGGAACAUCCAUAUCAGUUUCUUCUGCGUUAUGCCAAACAGCUGAAAGGUGACAAAAAUAAAGUGCAGAAGUUGGUGCAGAUGGCCUGGACGUUUGUGAACGAUAGCCUCUGCACCAUGCUUUCACUUCAGUGGGAGCCCGAGAUCAUAGCUGUUGCUGUCAUGUACUUGGCUGGACGCCUGUGUAAGUUUGAUAUCCAAGAGUGGACAUCCAAGCAGUCGUCUCGCCGAUGGUGGGAGCAGUUUGUACAAGACGUCCCUGUGGAGCUGCUGGAGGACAUCUGCCAUCAAAUCCUGGACCUGUACUCACAGGGCAAGCAGCCGAUUCCACAGCAGCCACAGAUGCAGGAGAAAGACAAGCCCCAGCCUUCUCCUACAAGUCUGAUCAGUCAACCCGUAGGAAACCCUGUAGCUCCACCACCAUCCAAGAAGAGCUCUCCUCAGGCCAGCCCGCCGCGUCAGCUAAAACGGCAACACCCUUCUCCAAAAGAAGAGCCCAAAGCUCCUACAGAACAAGUCGGUGCUAAAAUACCACGACUGGAGAGCCCGAUGCCUCCUCUACCAGUUAGCCAGCCUCCAGAUCGCAAACCGCCGCCCUCAGCCCCGGCCCCACCCACAGAAGCAGAACCAGCAGCUUCCACUGAUUCGGACUUACCAAAGGCUCCACCUCCACCCCAUGGAGCUCCGCCCCCUCUGCCUCACCGUCCCCCUCCCCCACCACCCUCCAGCUACAUAAUGGGCAUGUCCACAACCAGCUCGUACAUGUCCAGCGAGGGAUAUCAGAGCCUGCAGUCCUUGAUGAAGACAGACACACCAUCCUACCCACAUUUGCCCCCGUCUUACGGGAUGCCUUACCCUCCGCAUGUUUACCCGCCUCCCAGUGCCCCUCCACCAGGCCCACCACCACCUCCACCUGCAUCUUACCCUCCUCCUAACCUUCCUCCACCCACUCCAGCCUACCCACCUCCGGGCUACAACCACAGCUACCCACCGCCUCCUCCACCGCGCAUGCCACCCCCGGGCAUGGCUCUACCUGCAGGAUAUCCACCUCCACCAGGGCAACAACAAGUGCCCAUGCCACCUGUCAUGCCACCGGUGGCAAGCAUGAACCGUGGAGCCUGGAUGAGAUGAAAAAAGCCAAACAAAAACAAUGUGUCAUAGGCAAUAUGUGUAGCUGGGCGUGUGUUUAGAGUGGUGUAGUUCUAAAUAACUUGUGUUGUCUCAGGAAGAACAAUCUGUCAUCAGUCUGACCUGCAUGGUCAAAACCAUUUUGUAUACAUUUCCUCAUGAACAUCCAGAGGUUUUACGGCCAUAUAUUAAGUUAACCAUCAUAAUUCUAGAGCAUCUGAUUCUUUAACGGUGUGUAACUGCCACGCCUCCUCGGACAGGCUCUGAAUCCACUGAGAACAUCAUCAUAUUACAAUUGUAUAUCAGAUAUGAAAUUGGUAUUAGGUUAGCUUUAAAGGCUAGCUUUAGCAGUCUACCCGAGUGUAUCACAUGUACCUCAGUUCUCUCAGGAUGGAUUUAACCAGUGGGAUCUGACUACUGAGAUUCAUUCUGACAGCAUCACACCUGUCCUGUGAUUUAUUUCUUGGCAGAAAGUAUUUCUUGUUCAGAAUCGUCCAUCAUUCUAAACAUACAAUCAUCGAAAAAUAGUUUUGGUCCGUCUGAGAACUUGUUUUUUUUUUUUUUUUCCUCACACCCUUUUGUGCCGAUUUUGCGAUGAGCUACAGUCAAACGUGACGGAUUCCCAGUCGUCUCAGCAGAACCGUCGACGCAGGACGAGCGAGCGUAUUGUGUAAAUACUUUUCAUGACUAGAUCUUAACUUGGAGUCUUGUAGCUGAUAAAUCUGCAGUGCGUAUAUUGUAUACGGCAGAUUCGGGAUUUAUUUGGUGUAAUAAAAGUCCUUUUCCACCACAAA
Tachysurus vachellii is the source of this 2586-nucleotide messenger RNA. It is a transcript of the gene ccnk, whose product is annotated as cyclin K. The record is from RefSeq and is a predicted model, not a curated record. Bases 197 to 1795 code for a protein of 532 amino acids. Gene Ontology annotation, molecular function: cyclin-dependent protein serine/threonine kinase activator activity. Gene Ontology annotation, cellular component: nucleus; cyclin/CDK positive transcription elongation factor complex. Gene Ontology annotation, biological process: regulation of transcription by RNA polymerase II; positive regulation of DNA-templated transcription, elongation. NCBI's taxonomy places the organism in Eukaryota, Metazoa, Chordata, Actinopteri, Siluriformes, Bagridae. The transcript has 11 exons.